AUGACUUCUGUUGUUAGCGAAAUGAUAAUUGGCGAAAAUACAGGAAGAAGGAAUCUAGCCGGAAAAAAACUAAAAAGAGGUCAUCCAUGUAUGGCUACAAACCCCAUUGACAGGUGUUGGAGGUGCGAUCCUAAUUGGGCAAAGAACCGCAAGGAGCUUGCAGAUUGUGUGCAAGGUUUUGGAAGAAAGACUACGGGUGGAAAAGCGGGGCGUAUCUAUGUGGUAACCGAACCCUCAGAUAAUGACAUGGUUAAUCCACGUCCAGGUACCCUUAGGCAUGCAGUUACAAGAAAUGGACCUUUGUGGAUCAUCUUUGCUCGUAGCAUGGUCAUUAAGCUAAACCAGGAACUCAUUAUGACAAGUGACAAGACAAUUGAUGGACGAGGAGUUACUGUUAUAAUUGCUAGAGGUGCCGGUUUUACUAUCCAGACAAGGAGUGAUGGUGAUGGAAUUUCGAUUUUCGGCUCUAGCAAUGUUUGGAUUGACCAUGUUUCUAUGAGAAACUACAGAGAUGGACUCAUUGAUAUCAUCAUGGGAUCCACUGCUAUUACCAUUUCGAAUUCCCAUUUCACAAAUCACAAUGAGGCGAUGUUGUUUGGUGCAACUGAUGGCUAUGAUGGUGAUAAGAAAAUGCAAAUUACACUUGCAUUCAACCAUUUUAGUAAGAGAUUAAUUCAAAGGAUGCUAAGGUGCAGAUAUCGUUUUAUCCAUGUGCUUAACAAUGACUACACUCAUUGGGAAAUGUAUGCAAUUGGUGGAAGCAAAAAUCCUACCAUUAUAAGUGAGGGUAACCGAUUCAUAGCUCCUAACAACCCCCAUGCUAAAGAGAUAACAAAGAGAGAUACAUCUGAGGAAGAGUGGAAAAAAUGGCAAUGGAGAUCAAUCAAUGACAUGUACUUGAACAGAACAUUUUUUAGACAAGGUGGACCUUUGCUGACUAACAGAGCAUUCUCAAGAAAGGACAUGAUCAAAGCUAGGCCUGGAACUUAUGUGGGAAGGCUUACUCGUUUUUCUGGUAGUCUUAGAUGCAGAGCGAGAAACGCUUGCUAG
This is a messenger RNA of Vicia faba (fava bean), 1050 nucleotides long. Lineage: Eukaryota; Viridiplantae; Streptophyta; Magnoliopsida; Fabales; Fabaceae. The record is from the annotation of a GenBank genome assembly.